GGCCCGAGCGGAGCAGCAAAGCCGAGAUGCUGGACCUGGUGGUGCUGGAGCAGCUGCUGGCCCUGCUGCCCCCGGAGCUGUCGGGCUGGCUGAGGGAGUGCGGGACGGAGAGCUGCGCCCAGGCGGUGGCCCUGGCCGAAGGCUGCCUCCUCCGCCCCGCAGCCGCCCCGCAGCCCGGAAAGGGGCGGCAGGUACAGGAGCCAUUCGCAAGAGAGAUCUCAGCAGAGCUCCAGGAAAGAGAUGAAUCCAAUCCCUCUCAACAGCUUCAUUUCAGGAGGAUCCAAUUCGGGCCAUCUUGCCAGGGCUCUUCUCUCUUUGAAGAGGUGACUGUAGACUUCACAGAGGAGGAGUGGGCACUGCUGGAUUCUGGCCAGAAGGCCUUGUGCAGAGAAGUCAUGCUGGAGAUUUUUAGGAAUAUGGCCGCUCUGGGUGACAGGCUGGAGAAUGACAAUGAGAAACAGAUGAGGUUAAUGCCUAUGGAAACAGCAAACCUUCAAGUAGAAGAAGUGAUUUUUGACCAUCAACAGGAUGCAAGCCCCCAAGAAAAACGCUACUCAGAAGAUCAGGGGGCGAGAUCUUCCACUUAUCUUCCUACUGAAAUCCAGCAAGACCAGAAAGGGAAGCAAAAGGGAAAAUACAGCAAAAGGGAGAAAAAUGAAUUCGAUUUAGCUGAAUACGGCAGAAGCCAGGCCAAAGGAAAACCAUAUGACUACAGACAGUAUGCAAAAUCCAUCAAUCCUUCUUUCUCUCUUUCUUUACCUAAGAAACUGUACAGGAAACAUGAGCCAAAUAUAUUUGUAAAAUUUGGAAAGUGUUUCAGUGUGAGCAGAGACACGAAGCUCUGUGUGAAGUGUGGAAAGAACUUCAGUAGCAACAGUACACUUAAUCGUCACCAGAAGAUCCACACAGGAGAGAAACCGUAUAAAUGCACGGACUGUGGAAAAAGCUUUUCUCGAAACACACAGUUUAUUCAUCACAAAAGGAUUCAUACAGGGGAAAGACCAUAUAAAUGCCUGGAGUGUGGAAAGAGCUUUAUUGCAAACAAAAAUUUUACUCGGCACCAAAGGAUCCACAUAAAAGAGAGACCAUAUAAAUGCAUAGAAUGUGGAAAGGGCUUUAUCGACAGCAGAGACCUUAGUCACCACCAAAGAAUCCACAGAGAGGAGAGACCAUAUAAAUGUACAGAGUGUGGAAAAAGCUUUAAUCACUACAGAACCUUUACUCGUCAUGAAAAAAUACACACCAGAAAGGAUCAAUAUAAAUGCAUAGAGUGUGGCAAGAGCUUUAGUAACUCUAGUACUUUUACUAUUCACAAAAGGAUCCAUGCAGGUGAGAAACCAUACAAAUGCUUAGAGUGUGGAAAAAGUUUUAGCCGGAAAGGACAUCUUAAUCGUCAUGAAAAGACUCACACGGGGCAGAAACUUUAUAAAUGUAUAGAAUGUGGAAAGAGCUUCAGUACUAACGGUAAUCUGGCUCGCCAUCAGAAGAUCCACACAGCUGAAAAAACAUAUAGUUGCAAGGAGUGUGGAAAGACAUUCGCUGAGAGUAGUGAUAUUAUUUCCCAUCAAAGAAUCCACACAGGGGAGAGACCAUAUAAAUGCCUAGAUUGCGGAAAGAGUUUUUUUGACAACGGUGGCCUUACUCGACAUCAAAGGGUCCACACAACGGAUAGACGGCAUGAAUGCUUGGAGUGUGGAAAGACCUUUAUUGAGAGCACAAAUUUUACUCGGCACCAAAAGAUGCACGCAGGAGAGAGACCAUAUAAAUGCAUGGAGUGUGGAAAGAGCUUUAUUCGCAAUUGUGAACUUACCUUCCACCAAAGGUUGCACACAGGGGAAAGACCAUAUAAAUGCCUGGAGUGUGGGAAAAGCUUUCGUCGGAAUACAGAACUUAUUUAUCAUAAGAGGACCCACACUGGGGAAAGACCAUAUAAAUGCAUACAGUGUGGAAGAGCCUUUACUAGAAAAGGACAUCUUACUUAUCAUGAAAGUAUCCAUACAGGGGAGAAACCAUUUCAAUGUACAGAAUGUGGAAAGAGCUUUGCUCAGAAAGGACAACUGACUUCUCAUGAGAGAAUCCACACAGGAGAGAGACCAUAUAAAUGCUUAGAGUGUGGAAAACAUUUUCAUUGGAGCAGACAACUUAUUCAACAUGCAAGGAUCCAUACUGGGGAGAGACCAUACAAGUGCAUGGAGUGUGGAAAGCAAUUUACUCAGAAAAGUCAUCUUAUUAAUCAUGAAAGAAUCCAUACAGGGGAGAGACCAUAUAAAUGCACAGAGUGUGGAAAAAGCUUUGCUCGGACAGGACAACUUAAUUCUCAUAAAAGGACGCACACAAGAGACCAUAUAAAUCCAUUGUAGUGUGGAGAAAGCUCCAAUAAUCACAAGACAUUUACCCACGAAAGAAUCCAAAGUGCGGGAAAUCCAUAUAAAUUCAUGGUGUGUUGAAAGAGUUUUCACAACAA
Molecule: messenger RNA, 2464 nt
Organism: Pseudonaja textilis
Lineage: Eukaryota; Metazoa; Chordata; Lepidosauria; Squamata; Elapidae
Source: RefSeq, a predicted model, not a curated record